AUGGGUGUUUUCAUUCCACAUUACAAGCUUUCGAAGCUAAAGGAGUACAGGUCGAUUAUCUCUAAGUAUACUUUGAAGCCAUUCUGGUCUCAAUUUGUGAAAAUUUUUCCAUUAUGGAUGGCACCUAAUGUUGUUACGCUUUCAGGGUUUGGAUUCAUCAUUGUUAAUGUUUUGACAGUCUUGUACUUAAAUCCAACCUUAGAUCAAGAACAGCCACGUUGGGCAUACUUUUCGUAUGCGUUAGGUCUCUUCUUGUAUCAAACGUUUGAUGCAUGUGAUGGAGCACAUGCACGUCGGACAGGCCAAUCGGGGCCGUUGGGUGAAUUGUUUGAUCAUUGUAUUGAUGCAUUGAACACUACUCUGUCAAUGUUUAUAUUUUGUUCUGUGUGUGGCGUUGGAUAUAAACCGAUGAUACUUUUCAUCCAGUUCGCUUUGUUGUGCAACUUCUAUUUGAGUACUUGGGAAGAAUAUCAUACUCACAAACUAUUUCUAAGUGAAUUCAGUGGGCCUGUCGAGGGUAUUUUGUUGAUUGUUGCGUCUUUCAUUAUCACAGGUAUUUAUGGACCACAGAAAGUUUGGCACAGAGAGCUAUUUGCGUUCCAAUUGUUUGAACAGGACUUUGUGUUAGAAUCUAUGCAUGUAAUGUUCUUCUUAUCAGGUAUCGGACUUAUUUUCAAUAUCUUAUCUGCCAGAAGAAAUGUCGUUGAGCAUUACCUCAAGAGCUCUGGUACUGCAGAAUCAAAAACAGCCAACAUCAAGGCUGCUGAUAGAGGUUUGCUGCCAUUUUUCAUUUAUUUCGCUACCGUGUUUUUAACUGCAUUCCUUCAGCCAAAGUUUAUUGCACUACCGUUCAUCAUGAGUAUUGGCCUAACGAUGGCUUUCACUGUUGGUAGAAUCAUCAUUGGACAUUUAACAGAUCAAGAAUUCCCAAUGAGGCAUCCACUCAUGUUUAUUCCAUCUCUUCAACUGAUCAUAUGCUACGUAUUUGUUUACGGUUUGAAAUAUGAUUCUAACGCCAUUGUCAAUGACUUGAACUGGUUUGGGUUCGGACUAACUUUGGGUAUUCACGGAAUGUUCAUAACAGAGGUCAUUUAUGAAUUCACAACAUAUUUGGAUAUCUACGCUCUUUCCAUCAAGCAUCCGAAGAAGGUUGAGUAA
This is a messenger RNA of Kluyveromyces lactis, 1158 nucleotides long. It is a transcript of the gene CPT1, whose product is annotated as diacylglycerol cholinephosphotransferase. The transcript is spliced from 2 exons. Lineage: Eukaryota; Fungi; Ascomycota; Saccharomycetes; Saccharomycetales; Saccharomycetaceae. Gene Ontology annotation, molecular function: phosphotransferase activity, for other substituted phosphate groups. The record is from RefSeq and is a predicted model, not a curated record. Bases 1 to 1158 code for a protein of 385 amino acids. Gene Ontology annotation, cellular component: membrane. Gene Ontology annotation, biological process: phospholipid biosynthetic process.